Molecule: messenger RNA, 1533 nt
Organism: Paecilomyces variotii
Lineage: Eukaryota; Fungi; Ascomycota; Eurotiomycetes; Eurotiales; Thermoascaceae
Product: exosome complex exonuclease Rrp4
Exons: 3
Coding region: 240-1343 (367 amino acids)
Biological process (GO): poly(A)-dependent snoRNA 3'-end processing; TRAMP-dependent tRNA surveillance pathway; exonucleolytic trimming to generate mature 3'-end of 5.8S rRNA from tricistronic rRNA transcript (SSU-rRNA, 5.8S rRNA, LSU-rRNA)
Cellular component (GO): cytoplasmic exosome (RNase complex); nuclear exosome (RNase complex)
Molecular function (GO): RNA binding
Source: RefSeq, a predicted model, not a curated record
ACUAUAUUGUAAGAGAGCUCCAAAAGCGCUUAAAACAUGACUAUCCAUAUAUAUUAAUAUCUGCGUUUUACAUUGGCUGCAAAACUGGAGAAUGUUCAUAAAGUCUUUGACUCUCGAGAUGCUAUAUGUACGCACGGACCACAACCAGAUUACUUUCUUUUUGUUAAAGAUCCCCGCUAAGUCCAGGAUCAUUCUUUUUUCUCUAAUAUCAUAGAUCCCCAGUCGCAUAACCCUCAGGGAUGGCAAUCACUAUCUUGCCCCCGGCUCCAGCGGAACCUCAGGUCCAACCGCAGUACGACGAGUCGGAUUCAGAAGAUGAAAUCAUGGAAUCGAGUGAUAUCGCACGCCCUAGCAAGCGGUUACGUCUACUAGAGAAGGGUUCGGAAGUUGUUACGCCAGGAGAAAUUGUUACAGAUGAUCCACAGUGGAUGAGAGGACAUGGCACAUACACAACGCCCCUUUCCAGUUCGAUCAUCGCUACAGUCGCUGGUACGGUCCAGAAAACCAAUAAGCUGCUCUCUGUCGCGCCACUACGAGCACGGUACACACCAGAGAUCGGAGAUCUAGUAGUCGGUCGUAUUGUCGAAGUCCAGUCGCGACGAUGGAAAGUCGAUGUCGCAGCACCGCUACUUGCUCAGCUGCCGCUUUCUGCGAUCAACUUGCCGGGUGGAAUUUUGCGACGACGUACCAGCGCCGAUGAACUACAGAUGAGAACGUUUUUCAGCGAGGGAGAUCUAGUCGUUGCGGAGGUUCAGAGCGUACAUUCAGACGGAGGAGCGUCAUUGCAUACACGAUCUUUGAAGUAUGGCAAGCUACGGAAUGGUAUUUUCCUCGCCGUCACGGGUACCGGUGGAAGCGGCUCAUCGGGGUUUACUACGAAAGGAGGCUCGGGCUCUGCAGCGGGAAAAGCAGCGGGAGGAGUUGUUCGUUCGAGAAGACAGGUCUGGAUUAUCACCACGGCCAAUGGAGGUGGUGAUGUCGACGUUAUCCUGGGCGUGAAUGGAUACAUCUGGAUCUCGAAACAUGCAGAAGGCACCGAGUCUGCGUCAUCGACGACGGAAAGUGUCUCGAUCACGAAGAUGGAAGAGAUGGUGUCCAGCUCCAUCUACUCAAGUCAGAACGAUGAAAUCCCACCGCAGACGAGGCGCGAGAUCGCCAGGCUAGCACAGUGUAUCUGUGUUCUGGUCGAGUCAGGAAUCAGAAUUGAUGAAGAGACCGUCAUGCGUGCAUAUGAAGCUAGUCUUCAGGUUGAUUUGGAGAUGGCCGAUGACGAGGCUGACGAGGGAAGUGCCUACCUUGGCGGCGAGAAGGCCAGGAGGCUAGCGGAGAUUGUCUCCCAAUAGAAGAUUAUCUUCUGGCAUGAAUCAUCUGUAUUUUAUCUCCUGGAACCUGGUCGAGAUACCCAUAGAAUAAGCAAAAAGAGAAUACAUUCUCCAAACGCCCCCAAGGAUAAGGGAACAACAUUAGGGAGAUUGCGCAACUCGAACAACUUUCUUCCAAGAUAUAAUAACUUCGAAUGCAUAGAACUCGACC